This is a messenger RNA of Prosopis cineraria, 503 nucleotides long. Its product is annotated as plasmodesmata-located protein 7-like. The transcript has 2 exons. Gene Ontology annotation, cellular component: plasmodesma. The record is from RefSeq and is a predicted model, not a curated record. The annotation marks the transcript as partial. Lineage: Eukaryota; Viridiplantae; Streptophyta; Magnoliopsida; Fabales; Fabaceae.
AUGGUGGAGAAGCUUCUAGUGUUCGAGGUGGUGUCGUCCAGCUUCUUCAUGUUCUUGUCGCUGGUGGCUCAGCCUUGGGGGCUAAAGCUGGCAAUCAACCUACUGAAUAGUAAGGACGUGGAUGAGGCCUUGAGACUGCACUUGAAUGUCAAGGUUUUAAGGCUCGGAAUGUUGGGCUCCGCCCUGGGAUCCAUCUUUACCCGCAGAACCAACUUCGUGAAAAUAGGGUGUAGCCAGUACAACGUCACGGACGUGAACAUCUUCCAUCAGAACCUAAACGCAACGUUUCAAGACCUGAAAGCUCAGAUCGGAAACCAGAGCAAACACUUCGCGACGGCGCAGGCGGUGAAGGGAAACAACCCGGCUUAUGCUCUCUUUCAGUGCAGAAACUACCUCUCCAUCUCCGACUGUCUCAAGUGCUUCGACUUCGCCGCCGAUCACAUUCGUAACUGCUCCGUCGGCGUCACCGGUGCUCGUAUCAUCUACGAAGGUUGCUUCCUCAG